AUGGACGGUCCAGUCGAUAGAGAGGAGGCCGUGUACCUGGCCAAGCUCGCCGAGCAGGCGGAACGCUAUGAUGAGAUGGUGGCGGAGAUGAAGAAGGUCGCGCAGAUGGUGCACGACCAGGAGCUGUCCGUGGAGGAGCGCAACCUGCUGUCCGUGGCCUACAAGAACGUGAUUGGGGCCAGGCGCGCAUCCUGGCGCAUCAUCUCCUCCAUCGAGCAGAAGGAGGAGUCCAAGGGGAACGAGGAGAACGUCAAGCGCAUCAGGAAAUACCGCGAAGUG
Molecule: messenger RNA, 279 nt
Organism: Auxenochlorella protothecoides
Lineage: Eukaryota; Viridiplantae; Chlorophyta; Trebouxiophyceae; Chlorellales; Chlorellaceae
Product: 14-3-3-like protein
Exons: 2
Biological process (GO): signal transduction
Cellular component (GO): cytoplasm
Source: RefSeq, a predicted model, not a curated record